Cyprinus carpio (common carp) is the source of this 1689-nucleotide messenger RNA. It is a transcript of the gene foxc1a, whose product is annotated as forkhead box C1a. The record is from RefSeq and is a predicted model, not a curated record. Lineage: Eukaryota; Metazoa; Chordata; Actinopteri; Cypriniformes; Cyprinidae.
AUGCAGGCGCGCUAUUCCGUCCUCCGUCCCAAACACUCGCUGGGGAGUCGUGGCCGUACAUCAGCAGCGACGCAAAGUUUUAAUUACCGGGCAGGGGUACCGCCGGCCCGGAGGGGGGUACAAACCGGGAUGGCCAGCCCCACAUGAGCAAUGUACUCUCACGCGGCCCAUGAGCAGUACCCCCUGCGCCCAGCAUGGCGAGGGGCGUACGGAACCGUACACGGAGCAUCGACGCAGCCGCAGCCCAAGGAUUAUGGUAAAACCGCGACAACGCAACCAGCCGUACCAAGUUACAUUGCGCUCAUCCACGAUGGCCAUCCAGAAACUCCCCGGAACAAGAAGGUGACCCUAAACGGCAUUUAAUUCAGUUCAAUAAUGGAGCGCUUUUCCUCCCCUUUUCCCCCCAAAAAAAAAAAAACCCCUUUUACAGGGACAACAAGCCAGGGCUGGCAGAACAGUAUCAGAAACACAAUUCUGGUCCGCCUGAACGAGUGCUUUUGGGUCAAAAGGUGCCCCGCGAAUGACAAAAAGAACCUGGGCAAAAGGCAGCUAACUACUGGUCCUCCAUCGACACUACCUCGGAACUCGUACAAUAUGGUUGAGAAACGUGCAGCUUUGUGAGGGCGACGGCGGCGUUUCAAAAAGAAGGACGCCUCAAAGGAUAAGAAGAGCGAACUGUGAAGGAAAAGCGCCUUCCCCCGCCAGCAGCAGAAUCAGCCGCCCCACAAAGCAGCAAGAGGCCGCGACCAGGAGCAGUCGGGGGUGCCGGCUACGCAGCCCGUGUGCGCCAUUCAGGAGACGAUUAAAACCGAGAACGGCACGUUCCCAGAAGGGCACCGAGCGCCGCCGCAGGCUGUUUCGCCCUCGCUAAGAACUGUUCCCAAGAUUGAGAGCCCCGAGACAGCAGCAAGCAGCAGCAUGUCGAGCGGCAGCCCGCACAGCAUCCCGUCCACACUCCGCUCUACUCAGCCUGGACAGCGCCGGGGAACAGCAGCAGCAGCAAGCACAGCAGGGCAGCAGCAUCGACACCACCACGGCAAAGGCCCGUCAGACCCCAGCGCAGGCUUCAGCGUGGAUAACAUAAUGACCCCCUCCGCGGCUGGUCCUCAAGCUCCAGGCGAGCUCACCCCGUCUCUCGUGGCCUCCUCACGGACAGGUAUAACUCCCACAUUGUCCCUGAAAACUAUUCCGCCCAAUCAGACGUCCGUGUAUAGCUCGCCCUGCAGCCAGAACUCUAUCUCGACUACCUCCACGGCCACCUAUCAAAACUGCAACAUGCAGGCCAUGAGCUUGUACGCGGGAGGGGAUCGCUCGGGACACCUGGCCGCCACUACACCGUGGACGAAACUCUGCCCGAUUUACUCGAUCACGACACACCACGUCGUCCUUAAACCACGGGAAAUCCUCAGGAGGGCCACCAUGGCGCACCAAGGGCGCCUCGCGUCAUGGUACCUAAACACCGGUAAGGAGGUUGGAGACAUUGGCGACAUGUGCGCUGCGUAGCAUGAGAAGUUGCAGAACUUCCAUUCGGUUCGAGAGAUGUUUGAAUCGCAUCUGAAUAAUUCACCGGUGAACGGGAAGAACAGCUGUCAAAUGUCGUUUUUUCCGCUCCUUUCCCCACUUUCCCGAGUCAGCGCCCAUAUACCGCACGUCAGGGGCUUUUUGUGUAUGACUGCAGGCAAGUUUUGA